AUGAAUUUUCGGAAUUUCUUACUCCCCCUACAUAGGCGAAAGCGACUCGAGGAUGUGGAUUUAAAAAGUUGUAAGAAAAAGAAGAAAAAAAAAAAAUACAUUCACAGAUGUUUAAAUUUAAGAAAAUUCAAAAAAUAUGACCAGUAUAGAAAUAUGGAAAUUUAUUAUCAGUACAUAGAUUUAAAGGAAAUUUUAAUAAACAAUUGCUGCAUGGAUGUAGAAGAUAAAAACAACGAUAGUACUAGAAGUAAACGUGUUGCCAAUUGCACUACUGCAACUGCUGUUGCUGCUAUUAGUGCCACUACCGUGAACAAUGGUGAAGUAGGUAAAGACGAGAACAACCCAUGUAGCUGCGGAGAUAACUUUACAACCCAUGAUUUUAAAGGCUGCUUCAUCACAGGUCUACAUAUUUACGAAAGUAUUUUUUUAAUUGCUUGUUCAGGUGGAAUUGUAAGUAUUUUUGAUAAAAACUUUAACAAUGUUAUGAACAGAAAAGUUAGUAAUACGCUUAUAAAAGAUUUGUCCAUUAAUAAAAAAAAAAAUGCCAUGUGUUUUAUCGACAAUUUGGAUAACCUUUAUCUUAUUUAUUUAAAUAUAACAAAUGUAGUGAGAAGUUAUAAUUUAAAUAUGUGUAAUAGUGACUGCAUAAAAAUCUGCAGCAAUAAUUAUGAACGAUCAGGUAAUCAGAACGCAAAAGGUUAUAAUUUAAAAAAAGGUGUGGACGAAAUUAAUGGGUACCUAAAUAAGGAAAAGUACAUGAAAUUAAAUAAAAAAGAGAAAAUUUUUACAAAAGCAUUUUUUUAUAAUGAGAUUAUUAGCUAUAAUAUAAAAUACUUAAACUGCAGCAUAAUAAAUCCUUGCUUCGAUAAUUACCAUAAUAAUAAUAUUUGCAUAUUAUCAUCAAAUAAGGUAGUCUCUGUUAUGUAUAUUUAUGAAUUUCACAUAAACAACACAGUCAUUUUUAAAGAGCGACAAAUUUUAAAUUUAUAUUGGCAUAAUUGUUAUAUUUUCAUAUGUACACAUUUUUCAGUUUUCGUCAUAAACUUUUUUGAUAAAACGAAAGUUGCUAAUAUUAAUUUAACUUGUCCUCCUUCGGAUUGUGGGAUGGGGUUUUUGGCCAUUCCACCGAACGAAGAAUUUUGUAAUGGUAAGAAAAGAGAUAAAAAUGAAGAGAAAAAUGGUAGUGGUGAUUGUAUGUUAUUAUAUGAUAGUGAAAAUGUGAAGAAGGUAUUUAACAGGAUGUAUAGCAGAACCAAUGAAGGGGUAAAUGGAAAGAUAAGCGACAUGAAGAGUGAAAUGAAGUACAACAUGAGAUACGGAAUGGCAAGAGAAGGAACAGAUGACGACUACUGCAGAAACAAUGUACGGAAUGAUAUAGAUAAGCAAAAUACUUUGGGUCAAAAAAUAAGAGGAAAUGAUCAUUUGAUUCAUAUAUGCGAAAUUAAAAGAGAUAUAUUUAUAAUUGCCAAGGAAAAAAAUAUUAAAAUUAUAAAAAUAGAAAAAAUAAACGAAAUUGAAAAAGUUCGUGUUAUGAAUGAUUUUUCAUUAGAUAAUUUUAUAAUAAGCAUAAGUGCAUAUUACCACGACAGUAUAGAAGCAUUAAAGGAUCAUACAUUUUACAUGUCAAUAAUAACCUUUAGUAGUAACUGCUCAUUUGAGAAGGGGAAAAAAGUUAAAGGGUGGGGAACAUGUCUAGAACAUCUUAUCUUAACAAAUAAUAAUUACUUAAUGUAUAGAAGCAGCAUCAUUUUGGACAAUACAUUUUUGGGGUCUGGAGAAGGGCAAAAGAUUUGCAUUAACCAUGAGGAAGGUACUCCUGUUAUACAUUAUCAUAACAAUAAUAAUAAUGAUGAUAGUAACAAUAAUAGCCACAGUUGUUAUCUUAUUGGCACUAAAAGCAGGAAUGGGCAUGAUGAAAGUAGCGCUCGAGACUGCUGCGCAAGAUACUUUAGUAACUGCAAAUACAUGACCAGGCUCCACCGUGAGCACAUUUUCAAUAACACUGACCAGUUAAAUAUAUAUCAGUACAGUUAUCUUCAUAAAGAAAUGCUAAUUAAUGGGAUAAAAAAAAAAAGAAGAGAUAAGAAUGAUACUAGAGUAAAUGAAUCUGUGGUAAACGAAUAUACAGUAAACCAGUCUAGCUUCCUAUACAUAUAUGGUAAUAACACCUUUUUGCAAUUUCGGGCAAAAAGUGUAAAAGAAUUCUUUUUUGAAUAUAUCGUAAAAAAUAGCAAAAAUCGAAAGAACCUUUUUUUUAUUUUAAAUGAAUUAAAGAGAAAUGAAAAAUAUAGAAAUGAAUUAUCUGAUAUUGGUUUACUAUUAAUACAUUCUUGUUUUAAAUAUAAAAAAUAUUUCCUUGCUACAAAAAUUGUUGCUACUUUGUAUAAACAUUUUCAUAAUAAAGAUAAGGUUAUCUAUAAUAUCAUAAAAAUGUUUUUUCACCAUAGAAAGUUAUAUAUUCUUUCCCUCUAUUACAGAAAACUAAAAGAAUAUGGAGAAAAAAAAAAAAAAAAAAAAAAAAAAAAAAAAAUUCUCAAAAAAUGUACCAGUAAUAGUUCAAUACUGCAUAAAGUAAAAGGUAGUAGAAAAGGACAAAUAUUGUUAUCACAAAAAAUGAAAGUUAAGAGAAAAAAAAAAAAAAAUAUUAGGAGCAUUUUGUAUGUUCUUAAUUACUUGAUGACUAGGAAAAAAAAAAAAAAAUUCGAAGGAAUAAAACAACUUAGCAAAAAAAACACAGGAGCAAAAUGUGAUAAAAAUAGUGAGAACUGUAAAAAUUGUAAAAAUUGUAGAAAUUGUAAAAAUUGUAGAAAUUGCAAAAAUUGCAAAAAUUGCAAAAAUUGUAAAAAUUGCGAAAAUUGUAAAAAUUGCGAAAAUUGUAAAAACUGCGAAAAUUGUAAAAAUUGCGAAAAUUGUAAAAAUUGCGAAAAUUGUAAAAUUUGUAAAAACAGUAGAAACAAUAAAACAAAGAGUGAUAAAGAUAGUAAAGAUAAUCAAAACAGUAAUAUUCGUAAAAGUUGUAAAAAUAGCAAUAUUGGUAAACAUAAAAAAAAACAAAUAAAUAAAACUUGUGUGCAGAAAGAACAGAAAAAAAGUUUUUUCUUUUUCUUAACGAAAAAUAUAUUUAACAGAUUUCUAGUUUUUUUGUUAUUCUCUGAUGUUUAUGAAUUUCGAAAAAAUUAUGAAACGUCAUCUCCUGAUGAGUUAAAUGUUUAUAUGUUAAGUGAGCAAAUAAUAUUUUACCUGAAGGACGAUUUUUCCCUUAUAAAUAAAAAACUGACCACUCGCCAUCAUAUAUUGCCCCCCGCGUUGAGUAGAAAUCAAAAAAAGGAAAAGGAAAAGGAAAAGAAGAGUCAGAAUAAGAAUAAGCCUUGUGAAAAAAAGGGAGAAAGCAAUUGUAACUUAGGUAGAGAUAUCGGUAAUAACAAUUAUGCGUGUGGAAGUAGCAGCCAUAGCAGUAGCUGCAGCAACCAUAGAAGCGACGCAACGGGUGAUGAUCUUACAGUCCUAAGAAGGAAAAAGAGCAGCGCAGAAAAACAAAUCGUUUUAGAUAUUUUCCUUGAUAUUCUUUUUAAGUUCAACAUAUUCAUCCCACGUGUAUACUCACGCAACGUACGAUUAUGCAGCAGUAACAGUAAAAAAAAGAAUAAUUUUACGUGGUGCAUUAAUAAUACAACAGCAAGUAAUACACAAGCAAAUAGCAGCGAAGCGAGUAAUAGUAAAAAAUGCACACAAAAAAAAAAUAUUAUUGUUAACAACAUUUCCAAGGAGAAGAAGAACAAAUGUACAGAAAAAAUAAACAAAUCCUUGGAGCAGAAAUAUUACUAUGACCAUAUUACUGACAGUGUAUUCACUUCUUUCUCGAUGAGUCCUGAAAAUCACCCACAGCAUCAUCAUGAAUAUAACAAUAAAAGAAAGAAAAGUAGCUUAAACAUGAAGACGUCGAAUGAAGAAAAAAUAGAUUAUUAUCAUAGUGGGCUUGAAGAGGAUAUGGCAAAAAAAAAGAAAAAAGAGGAAAGGGAUAAAUUGGUUAGUGAAAGGGGUAACUGGACGAGUGAAACGAAUAACGGAGCGAAUGAAGUGGAUAACUGUACAAGUGAAAGGGGUAAAUUUGAAAAAAGUAAGUCUGACCAUUAUAAAAACAACGUUAUAAUAGUAGAAAAUAGAAAAAGAGAAAAAAAAAAAAAAAAAAAAAAAUACUUUCCGGAUAAUGAUAACAACCAUGUGAUACUGUGUGAUAUGGUUAGGAGUAAAGGAACAAAAAGGUGCAGUUUUAAAAAUGACAAGAUUACUACUUUUAAGAGCAUUAAGAAUGAUUACUUUUCGAAUGAUUACUUUGCGAAUGAUUACUUUUCGAAUGAUUACUUUUCGAAUGAUUACUUUUCGAAUGAUUACUUUUCGAAUGAUUACUUUGCGAAUGAUUACUUUGCGAAUGAUUACUUUUCGAAUAAGUGUUUUCCAAUGAACAGGGAUUUUGCAAAUGACAGCUCUGCAAAUAAUCUCGCCUUUUUUGAUAAAGAAUGUAAUAACAUAAAGAAGGUAGAGAUAAUAAGAAUGUUACUUCAUAUGAAGAAAAAAAAUGUAUUUGAUUACUUAAAUCAGUGUAGUUUACAAGUACUUAGAGAAAUAACUGAUACUAGUGUAAUAUUAUUGUGUAAAAUAAGCUUAAAAAAAGCUGUUAAAUUAUUAGUUCUUAGAUAUGUAAAUGAAAAAGGUAUUUAUGAAUACUUUUUUAAUCCAAAUGAUAUGAUAAUAAAAUUAAAAAAAGAACCUUUUUUUUUGUAUAAAUAUGUAAAAAAAAUAAAAGAUAUAAAACAUUUAAGUAAGCAUAUUAACUUAUUUGUAUUUUUAAUAUUCAUCUUUGAACCGACAUUAUUAAUGCAUUACAUAAACAAGUAUUACGCCUAUAUUAGCUUUAAGGUUGUUCUAUUCUUAAUUUCCUUUUUCAAUCUCCUCUAUUCAAAUAACAGUAGUUUGCUCGAGGGGGGAAACAGCAACAAGUUGGAGUAUAGUUGUAACGGAGCUCAUAAGGGGGAGAACGAGGGCCACACAGUAAAGACAUUAUCGGGAGGGCAAAGAGUUGUGCACAUUGAGGCACAAGCAAAAAGAAUAGAAGAAACAAACGAAACGGAGAAAGAAAAAAGAAAAGAAGAGGCAAGCAGGAUGGAAGAAUCAAACCAAACAGACCGUGGAGAUAACGUACCUUACAACAGUGGUGCAAAUUUGAAAACAGGGACAGCUGCUAAAUGUCGGCUAAUUUAUUUUAAGAAUGAAUAUGUUAUGUUACUGUACAAGUAUUUAUUACAUGAGCAUGUGAAAAAGGAAAAAAUGAUGAAUCUAUUUGAUCUGAUAAAAGAAGAGUCCAAGUAUUGCAAAAAUGAUUUUAACUUCUUUCUCCAUGUAAAAGCAUUUAUAUAUGUAAUCUUUGGUUAUAUUAAUAGAGGGUUAAAUAUAUAUAUAAAAAUGAACAAUUAUGCAGAAAUAUAUUAUAUUAUGACAUGUUACAAUAUAACCAUUAGUGAAGAUAUUAAGAAGAAAGUAUAUGAAUACAUGGCUUCAACAGAUUGUGCUACUACCAAAAGAAAUGUACAACACAUAAAAUUAAAUAAAAAAUGGUGUAAUAAUAAUAUACAUAUGGCACAAGGAGAUUCAACAAAUGUAAUACAUAGUAGUACUAGUAGAAACACUUUAAUUGAUGAUGAUAUAUACGUUAACUCCCCAUAUCGAAGUACUAUCAGUCUAUGCAGACAUAGACAAAAUGAAUUCAGUGAUGUUCGUCCUAGGAGCAGUCAACGUAUCGACAGUUACAUAAAUACCAGAAGUAAUGCUAAAAGAAUGGAUGGAGCAGAGGGAAAAGAAAUUAAUAUCCCGUAUUGCCUUGCGCUACAAGCGAAGAACUUUCGAUUGAAGACAAAUCGAAAAAUUAAAAAAAAUAAAGGAAAAUUUAGAGGAAGUUCUGAAGUCAACAUGAAAGGCAACUUCGACGGUAACACUUAUGGUUUUAAAAAAGUAGUUUGUCCAAUGAAGAAUAAUAAUGACAGGUCAGGUGAGCUCAACACGAGUGAUCACAACACGAGUGAUCACAACACGAAUGAUCACAACACAAAUGAUCACAACACGAGUGAUCACAACACGAAUGAUCACAACACAAGUGAUCACAACACAAGUGAGCUUUACCAUAAUAGCUCUAUGAAGAAUAAAUGGCAAAAGGAAGCAGUUGAAAAGAUAGAUGAUGACAUAGCAAAACAGAGAAGUCCAGUUCCAAAAAGUGCGCAUACGAGCGUGAACAAGAAGGAAUAUGAUGAAACAGUGGAUAAUAACAGAAACAGAGGCAGGUCUUAUGACUGUAUAGAGUCGUAUGUACACAAAUUUGUAAAGAGUGAUAUCUUAGAUAAGGAAAUUAUGUAUCAGUUGUAUUAUGAAAAAAAUAAGGAGAAUGACAAAAAAGGCAAAAAUUAUUUAGUUGAUAUUAAUAAUUAUGGGAAAAAGCAAAAUGAAGGAAAAAAAAAAAAUAAAAAUAAAAAUAGCAAAAAUGAAAAUAAUAAAAAUAAUAAAACAAAUCAAUAUAAAAAUAAUAAAACAAAUCAAUGUAAAAAUGAUAAAACAAAUCAAUAUAAAAAUAAUAAAAAAAAUCAAUAUAAAAAUAAUAAAAAUAAAAACAAAACUCACACCUACAAGAACUACAUAACGUACAAUAAUUAUUAUCUAUCGUUUUGGAAAAAAACAGAGAAACUAAAUGCAUUUAAGGAAAACGUAAUUAAGAGCUAUUUAGUUCAUAACAUAAAUUAUGACAUAUAUUAUGACAUGAAUUACAUGAUGCUGAUUAACUUACUACAGGAAUUAUUUUAUAAAAACGAUCUUUGUGAAAACUACAACAACAUAUUAGUUAGCGAAAAAACAGAGACAUUUAACUUUUUUAAGGAAAUAAAAAAAAGAGGUUAUGCUAUAUAUAAUGGAAAGAUUAAAAAAGAAAUUAAAAAUAACGACUUAAAAUUAUUAGACAUCAAUGAUUAUUAUUUUUUAAAUGAUAAUUCAAGAGAAGCAGAUAUGUUAUUACCAUAUAUAAAGGACAAUAAUAAUUCUGAAAAUACCAAGAAGGACAUAUUUCAUAUUCAAAAACAUCUGCCAGCUAACCAUUUUUUAUAUGAUCAAGUUUAUAAUAACAGCCCGUAUAUUUCAAACUUUUCCUCCUUUUGCUCCCUUUGCUUAAAUAACAUAUAUCAUGAUUCUAAUGCGUUCAAUGAAGAAAAAGAAAUUAAAAAUAAUGUUAUCGUUUUUUUUUUUUGUAAUCAUCUUUACCAUUUGAAAUGUUUAAAAGAUAAGAAUCUCCUUUGCGGGGUUUGCGAAACGUGCGAUUAG
This is a messenger RNA of Plasmodium malariae, 7356 nucleotides long. RefSeq names its product conserved Plasmodium protein, unknown function. The transcript is spliced from 2 exons. The record is from RefSeq and is a predicted model, not a curated record. Bases 1 to 7356 code for a protein of 2451 amino acids. Lineage: Eukaryota; Apicomplexa; Aconoidasida; Haemosporida; Plasmodiidae.